UCUUUCGCUUGAAGGUAAAAGGAAUCUGGGCGGGUGAAACAAGCAUAAGACGAGGGUGCAGCGAGGCGCCAGAUUCUGUAAACCAGUCAAGAAGAGGACCGUUCGUCUUCAAGUGAAUAAUCCAAUUUGCUUAAUGCGUUGCAACAACACAGACGGGAUGCCCCGAGGAGACUUCAACAUCUAUUUUGCCAGCAGCCGACGUGGAUUUGUCAGAGCUGAGGAGGCAGUGGGUGUUGUGCUGCUGGUCAUCAUCCUGGUUGCCCUUGUCCUGGUGGGCUGUUGGUACUUUAAGAAGAGGGGCGGCUACAAAAAAAUCAGGAGCCCCGGAUCCGGGUCGCUGACUUACACGGGAGUCCAAUACUCAGAGACUCGACCUUCCGCCGACAACAAGAUGGCGCUCACGGAUUUUGGCAGCCUGCGAUCUGUGAUGCCGAAUGCUCCUCCAGCCUAUGAAAAGAUCUCCUCGGGGCCGCUACCUCCUCCCUAUUCACCUUAAAGACAGGACAACAGAGGACAGACGGCCACUCAAGAAUAAAGGAAACCACAGCACAUGUUGUCUGACAUCACCAUCAAUCCCGCCGUGAAUACAUCAGUUGAUCAAUAUUGUGCGUCGAACAUUUACACAAUGUACAAUGUGCUUUCAAAGAAGGAUUAAAAACACGACGGCAAGGUGUCUUUGUAGAACGAAGAACCCCAGAAACCCAA
This is a messenger RNA of Hippocampus comes (tiger tail seahorse), 705 nucleotides long. It is a transcript of the gene mlana, whose product is annotated as melan-A. The transcript is spliced from 5 exons. Lineage: Eukaryota; Metazoa; Chordata; Actinopteri; Syngnathiformes; Syngnathidae. Gene Ontology annotation, cellular component: melanosome. The record is from RefSeq and is a predicted model, not a curated record. Bases 134 to 496 code for a protein of 120 amino acids.